Molecule: messenger RNA, 1446 nt
Organism: Bipolaris oryzae ATCC 44560
Lineage: Eukaryota; Fungi; Ascomycota; Dothideomycetes; Pleosporales; Pleosporaceae
Exons: 2
Coding region: 1-1446 (481 amino acids)
Source: RefSeq, a predicted model, not a curated record
AUGGCGUCUCCCGUGGUAGAGAGCCGCAUCGAGCCUCACAAGAAGGCGCACUUCACCCUCCACCUCAGCGACCGUAUACGGAACACCGAUGAUGCGGUCGAGUACAGCAGUGUAAAAUACAAUCACAAGCCUACACAGACAUCCGACAAUCGUUCUACGACACUUUCGGCGCCUUCAUCGACGAACACCUGCAGUCUGCGCAUCGACGACACGAGCGAAUCCGGCGACCAGGAUGUCUUCACCUUCACGGGGCAAAAGUCACAGCCAAAGAAGUCAUACGUCCUCAUCUUGGAUCCCGCCAGCCAGCAAGCAACCCUAGAACCGCUCUCGAGUAGCUACACCUUCAACCUUGCCACAAGGAACGGCAAAGACAUAUCGUCACAGCACGCCAAGAUAUAUCCCAAGAAACUAAAGAACGAUGCGCAGGACAAGGACCAGGACGACGACCUGUUUGGCGAGGCGGCUGCGGACGAUGAGGGAGGUGACCCUGACCCCGACAACCCCUAUGACUUCAGGCAUUUCUUGAGCAAGGAAAAGGCGAAGCGAGGCGACGAGUCCGACUACCGCUAUGCAUCAUCGCCAGAGCACCGAGCCGGUACAGGCAGUGCUGCUCAUACACCGCAAUUUGGGGCUCGCGCACCACCCGCCGCUGCCCCAGUGCGGAAACCCGCUGCAGCUACUGCGCCCAAGAAGCGCAAGACUACGACGACAAAUCCUAUGGUGAAGCCCAAAAAGGCUCAACCACCACCGGCUGUCCGUCUUCAACGCACGGCAACAGAACCUGCUGCCAAGCCAAAGGGCAAAUCUACCGCACCACCCGCCUCCAAGAUCAAAUCUGCCGAGGUGAUACACUCGUCCGAUGAAUCCGACGGCGAAAUCGCAUCCUCGCCCGCGCCUCCAUCCCCGGCGCCUGCACAAAACCAGCGACAUCAGCACGACGAAGAUGAGGCCGAGGACGACUCAGACGACGACGGCGGUCUUGAAAUUGAAGUACCCGACGCGCGCCCACCACGACGCAAGAACGGUGCAUUGGGAGCUCGCAGUCUGGGCCACAACCUUGGCGCUGGCUAUAUGCGUUCUCCAUCCAACGGCCCCAUAUCGCUUGCCAGCGCAGCCAACAGCGAUGUAGAGGGCUCUCCCAACCCGCACGCACGCAACCGGAACACACAGGAUGAAAUUGACUUUGGUGACUUGGGCGGCGGUGAUGCUGAAGGUGACGAUGACGAUGAGGAAGAAGAGGAGGAUGCAGAGGAGUAUGAGUAUAAUGACAGAGACGUUGAGCCCAUGGACAUUGGACCUCCUGUACAGCCAGAUACGACCAGUCACGACCACAAACAUGGUGCAAUUGCAGACAUCCCCGCCGACGAUGACGAAGACGAUCUAGAAGAGUUGAUGAGGAGAGGAUUGGAAGGUGGAGAUAGUAGUGAAGAAAGUGAAGAGGAGUAA